Molecule: messenger RNA, 1912 nt
Organism: Gossypium raimondii (Peruvian cotton)
Lineage: Eukaryota; Viridiplantae; Streptophyta; Magnoliopsida; Malvales; Malvaceae
Product: laccase-11
Exons: 6
Coding region: 7-1698 (563 amino acids)
Biological process (GO): lignin catabolic process
Cellular component (GO): apoplast
Molecular function (GO): copper ion binding; hydroquinone:oxygen oxidoreductase activity
Source: RefSeq, a predicted model, not a curated record
CGCAAAAUGGCAAUGGGCAAAAUUUUGAGCUCAGGGCCAAUAUUGCUUUUCUUGCUUUAUUUGGUUGCCUUGGUUUCGCUUCCUGCAGAUGCAGCAGUGAAAAGAUACCAGUUCGAUGUUCAAGUGAAAAACGUUAGCAGGUUAUGCCAUGCUAAACCUAUCGUUACAGUGAAUGGGAUGUUUCCAGGGCCAACCAUAUACGCUAGAGACGGCGAUAGAGUUGUCAUUAAUGUCACAAACUAUGCACAAUAUAACAUGUCAAUUCAUUGGCAUGGGCUUAAACAGCUUCGCAAUGGAUGGGCAGAUGGACCAGCUUAUAUAACACAAUGCCCUAUACAGAACGGGCAUAGUUACACGUAUGACUUUAAUGUAACAGGUCAAAGAGGGACACUAUGGUGGCAUGCACAUAUCUUUUGGCUAAGAGCCACUGUUUAUGGUGCAAUUGCGAUCAUGCCAAAGCAAGGGACCCCUUUCCCUUUUCCUCAGCCUUACAGAGAAACUAACAUAGUUUUAGGUGAAUGGUGGAAUAACGAUGUCGAAGAAGUUGUGAAACAAGGGAACAAGUUGGGGUUGCCACCAAAUACAUCCGAUGCUCACACCAUUAAUGGAAAGCCAGGGCCAUUGUUCCCAUGUUCCGAGAAACAUACAUUUGCAAUGGAGGUUGAACAAGGAAAGACAUAUCUCUUGAGAAUCAUCAAUGCUGCACUCAACGACGAACUUUUCUUUGCUGUCGCAGGCCAUAAUAUGACAGUGGUCGAGAUAGAUGCAGUUUAUACCAAACCAUUUACCACACAAGCAAUUUUAAUUGCACCAGGGCAGACCACAAAUGUCCUUGUUCAAGCUAACCAAGCACCUGGUAGAUAUUUCAUGGCCGCUAGGCCUUUUAUGGAUGCACCAUUGACGGUAGACAAUAAAACCGCAACGGCUAUACUUCAGUACAAAGGCAUUCCCAACACCAUCCUCCCAAUCCUUCCUAAGCUGCCAUUACCCAAUGACACUGCCUUUGCAUUGAGCUACAAUGCCAAACUUAGGAGCCUGAACUCUCCAUUAUACCCUGCAAAUGUGCCUCUUAAAGUUGACAGGCGUCUUUUCUACACUAUCGGGUUAGGAAUUAACCCAUGUCCAACCUGCUUGAACGGAACACGACUCACUGCAUCCUUGAACAACAUUACCUUUGUUAUGCCACAUAUUGGGCUUCUGCAAGCUCAUUAUUUCAACAUCAAGGGAGUAUAUACUGCGGAUUUCCCCGACCGCCCUCCUCAACCGUUCAACUACACCGGUGCACCAUUGACUGCAAAUCUUGCUACCACUUCGGGUACCAGGCUAAGCAAGAUUGCAUUCAACUCAACAGUAGAGUUAGUACUGCAGGAUACCAAUCUUCUAACUGUUGAAUCCCAUCCAUUCCACCUUCAUGGUUACAAUUUCUUCGUUGUUAGGACUGGAAUCGGGAACUUCGAUCCCGCAAAAGAUCCUGCUAAGUUUAACUUGGUUGAUCCUCCAGAAAGGAAUACGGUUGGAGUACCGACAGGCGGUUGGACCGCCAUAAGGUUCCGGGCAGAUAAUCCAGGAGUUUGGUUCAUGCACUGCCAUUUGGAGCUGCAUACAGGGUGGGGUUUGAAGACUGCUUUUGUGGUAGAGAAUGGAAAGGGACCCGAUCAGUCCAUUUUGCCUCCUCCAAAGGACCUUCCUCCUUGUUAAUUGAUUCCUUUUUGAGGCCAAAGUACAAAGGGCAUGGCUAACUCUUUUCGGUCUUACUGUUUUGUUUUUUGUUUUGUUUUUUCUUAUCGACUCUUUCCUGCAACGAGGAGUAAGGCAAAUAAUAAAAUUAUACGAGAUUCUUGGAAUUGUACGUAAUAAAAGUCUUCAUCUUUGUAUGUUACCGAUACGAAAUGCAUUCUUAUAUUUUAAAUCA